AUGCCCCCUACAAAAUCUUCCGACAAGAUAUUUCCAAUCACAACCUUUAUUUCAGACCUACCGACCAACCUCAUUCUACAGCCCCUCCUAUCAUCUUCCGAAGAUGGCCCUGUCAGUGGACGCUUGGUUAUUGUAGGCGAUGUACAUGGGAUGAGGAAGUCCCUCGAGGCACUCCUAGACAAAGUCGGCUUCGACAAACGCAAAGGAGAUCAUCUUAUACUAGUUGGCGACCUAAUCAAUAAAGGGCCCGAUAGUGCUGGUGUUAUCGAUCUGGCUAUGAACCUAGGCGCUAGCGCUGUGAGAGGCAACCACGAAAAUGCAGUUCUUAAUGCGGCCGCGGAUGCUACAAGGGAUAGUCCACUACAUGCCGAAGGCUUGGCUGGCAGUCCGGCCGUACCUGAAAAGCCUGAAGCCGACCUACCCGGGGAUAAUGCUCGAGAUUCCGAGAUUCCCGACAAAAGCGAAUCUGCUGCAAGUAGCGGAGUUGCUACCUCGCAUAGUACAGCAUCAGCGCUCUCGACUGGCCAGCUCGACUGGCUUGCUGCUUUGCCUUUUAUCUUCUGCGUCAAGCUACCUCAUGUCCCAACAUCCUCCUUGGGCGACAAUUUAGUUGUGGUACAUGCAGGCCUCGUUCCUAGUAUCUCACUUGAUGACCAAGAUCCGCACGCUGUAAUUCAUAUGCGGAGCCUUGUCUGUACAUCAGGCGAUGAGGACGGAUUCAUACCAGCUGAAAUUUCCGGAGAAGAAAGCUGGGUUAUGGAAUGGGACCGGUGGCAAGAGAGGCAAGCAUCCAAGACCACGGUGAUAUUCGGACACGAUGCGAAACGUCGUUUGCAGCUAAGCAAGUAUGCAAUUGGGCUGGAUUCAGGGUGUUUAUACGGCCAUCAAUUAAGUGCGGUUGUGAUUGGGGUUUCCGACAAAGGGAUUGAGCAUCGUGUUAUUCAAGUCGAAUGCGCUGAUACGCCUAUAGUCCCAACAGUAUCUGUACAACAAGGCGACAAGGCAGCAGAUACAUGA
This is a messenger RNA of Penicillium egyptiacum, 1017 nucleotides long. Lineage: Eukaryota; Fungi; Ascomycota; Eurotiomycetes; Eurotiales; Aspergillaceae. The record is from the annotation of a GenBank genome assembly.